GGUGUCUAAUUCAAUGCAUCAUGCGACAGACACCUCACCGAUGACGAUGAUGCACUCAACCACAGCAGCUACAACAACAACAUCACCAGCUGAAGUCAUGACAGCUGCACUCCCGCGCUGGGCUCAACUCGCGCUGCACACUGUCGGAAUCAAGCCAGAGUCGGAUCCGCUCAGGGUCAUUGGCUAUGCAUUCUGCCUCAACUUUUGCACACUCACGUCGUUGUACAUCAUCCAGCCACUGCGCGACGAGCUGGCAGCCAGCGAGGGCGGCAUCGAGAGCUUGCCGUGGCUGUUUAUGGCAUCGCUGCUCGUCAUGCUGGGCGCAAAUCGAAUCAUGGCGCGGGUCGCUCACAACCGAUCGCCUGCACGCGUCGCGCUGCUCGCCUUCCGUUCGUUCAUCACUGCAUUGAUUGCAUUCAAGGCAGCGCUGUGGCUGGCACGAGGGCACGCGGCGGUGACGUCGUCCCUUGCGAUCGUCUUCUUCCUCUGGUCGGGCAGCUUUACACUGCUCUCCAUGUCGCUCGAUUGGUCGCUCAUCUCGCUGAGCUUUACCAGCGUGCAGUCCACGCAGUUCUUUGGCCUCAUUGCCGCAGGCGGGACGCUCGGUCAGAUUUUCGGCUCGUUCCUGACCCUGCAAUUGAUUGAAUGGACGGGCACCACUGCGCUGCUCCUUGUUGCAGCUGGAUUUCUCGUUGGUUCGCUCCACUGCAUUCGUGCGCUUGGACAAACACUUGCGUUCCACCCGACACUCCCUCAUGCUGGCACCGCCGUCGACGGACCCGCCCCCACCGGCAACACGACGUCGAAACACCCGCCGUUGUGGCGGAGCUUGCAAGCGGUGGCUCACUCGCCGCUCCUCGUCGGUAUCUGUGUCCACGUUAUGCUAUUCACCUUCACGGCAUCGACACUCUACUUUCGAAAGCAACAAAUCCUGCUCGACAGCAUUUCGGAGGGAGACUCGCGCACGGGCUUUCGCGCAACGCUCAACGGCCUCAUCGGUAUCAUGACGUUCUUCCUGCAGCUAUUUGGCACGCGCCGCAUCACGGCAAAGUUUGGCAUGUCUGUCGCGCUGUGCGUCGUCCCGCUCAUGUCCAUUACGGGCUUUGCGGUGCUCUGGCAAUGGCCGCAGCUGAGCACCAUCUCGAUGCUGGUCUUUUUGCGCAAGGUGCUUGGGUUUGCGCUCGACAAGCCCUCACGCGAAUCGCUAUUCACGCGCGUUGCGCCAAGCGAGCGUCUGAUGGUCAAGAAUCUGAUCGACACUGUCAUUUUUCGCGUGGGCGACGCACUCGGUGCUUCCGUCUACCUGCUUCAAGUGCCACACCACACCACUCCUGCUGCAUCCCCAGCGUCUGCACAGCCGAACGAGCUCGCCAUGGCAACGCCGGGACCCGCCAUUCCCCUCGAGGCCAUUGCGAUCGCUGCCAGCUGCUGUUGGCUCGGUGUUUGCUGGUAUCUCGGCUUCCUGUGGCGUCGCGACCAUGCGCGUGCAGCUCAGCACCAUCCCAUGUGACGUGAUCGGCAGCCAAGCAUCAGAGCUAAGCUCCAAACAUGUUUGCUUUCAUAGUGUACAAGUGUAUAUUUUUUCAAAAUGGGUUAACAAAAACAUUGGAAAUG
Capsaspora owczarzaki ATCC 30864 is the source of this 1614-nucleotide messenger RNA. RefSeq lists its product as hypothetical. The transcript is spliced from 2 exons. NCBI's taxonomy places the organism in Eukaryota, Filasterea, Ministeriida, Capsasporidae. The record is from RefSeq and is a predicted model, not a curated record. The coding region runs from base 14 to 1510 and encodes 498 amino acids.